AUGGAUAUCAAAUCACUGGAAAUGAACGCAGAUGGACAGCCCCGGUUUCCCGGCUGUUCAAACAUCCGCAACUAUGAAUUUCUCGACAAGCUUGGAGAAGGCACAUUUGGCGAGGUCUACAAAGCAAGGUCCAAAAAGGACACCACAGUGGUGGCUCUAAAAAAGAUUUUGAUGCACCACGAGAAAGAAGGUUUCCCCAUUACUGCCAUCCGAGAGAUCAAACUCAUGAAGGCGCUUUCACAUCCAAAUAUCCUACAGCUCAGGGAGAUGGCAAUCGAGCGAGGGAAAGGCGAAGGACGGAAAAAGCCUAGCCUGUACAUGGUCUUCCCAUAUAUGGAACAUGACCUGUCAGGACUCCUCGAAAAUCCAGCGGUUCAGUUCAGUGAACCACAGAUCAAGUGCUACUUGAUGCAACUCCUGGAAGGGCUCAAGUUCAUGCAUGCAAACCGUAUCCUACAUCGUGAUAUGAAAGCGGCAAACCUACUAAUCAGCAAUGGCGGACUUCUCCAAAUUGCCGAUUUCGGUCUUGCUCGCCCUUACGACGAUGCACCUCCACAACCAGGAAAGGGCGGAGGCGAUUCCACCAGAGACUAUACCGCACUCGUCGUUACAAGAUGGUACCGUCCUCCCGAGUUGUUGCUACAGUUACGGAAAUACACCACAGCUAUCGACCUAUGGGGAGUCGGCUGUGUCUUCGGCGAGAUGUUCAAAGGGAAACCCAUCCUCACAGGAAACAGCGACCUCAACCAAGCACAACUAAUCUUCAACCUAGUGGGGACACCCACAGAAGAGACAAUGCCAGGCUGGAGCGAGCUUCCAGGCUGCGAAGGCGUGAAGAACUUCGGCUACAAACGAGGCACUCUCACAGAAGUCUUCAAAGAACUCCACCCAGCAGCAAUAUCCCUCCUAAGCGAACUCCUCCGCCUAGAUUGGCGAAAACGCAUAAACGCAAUGGACGCCCUAAAACACCCCUACUUCACAACCCACCCCCUUCCCGCCCGACCAGGCGACAUCCCCCAAUUCGCCGACUCCCACGAAUUCGACCGCAAAAAACUCCGCAAUCAACGUCCACCCGUCGCUCCCAUCCCCUCAAUCCCCUCCGACACAACCGGUAACGCACCAGGCACCGCACCAGGCAGCUCCAGCUGGCAAAGCACCGGUUCCCGACCCGACUCACGUAACCGUAUUCCCGCCGUCGCCCGUGGAAGACCCAAUGGUCCACCCGGUCCUGGUCCUGGUCCUGGUCCACACGGGCAUGGAAAUGCACACGGACAUGGAGGAUACCAUGGGAAUCAGCAACGGCGCGCGCCGUACCCGCCAAGAGACAGCGGUUUACCGCCUCGUCCUCCGGUGCCGGGGAACCCGCCGUGGGAGGGAAGAGGUGAUGGACGGGAUGAUCGACGGAGUCAAUAUCCCGGACGGUCUGGUGGGGGUGGUAGAUCUGGGAAUUUGGAUUCUUAUGUGCCGAAUUACAGUGAACGGCGAGAGUCUGAGUCGAAUCCGGGUUCCGAUUGGCGUGGAGCGGGGACGAGUCGACGGGAGUAUCGGAGGGAUCCUCCUAGACGGAGGAGUCGGAGUCCUGGGUACAGAGAUGGGAGUCGGGGGUAA
Penicillium bovifimosum is the source of this 1608-nucleotide messenger RNA. Its product is annotated as CDC2/CDK family serine/threonine-protein kinase. The record is from RefSeq and is a predicted model, not a curated record. The transcript is spliced from 8 exons. Gene Ontology annotation, cellular component: nucleus. The coding region runs from base 1 to 1608 and encodes 535 amino acids. Gene Ontology annotation, molecular function: ATP binding; cyclin-dependent protein serine/threonine kinase activity. Gene Ontology annotation, biological process: protein phosphorylation. NCBI's taxonomy places the organism in Eukaryota, Fungi, Ascomycota, Eurotiomycetes, Eurotiales, Aspergillaceae.